This is a messenger RNA of Paramuricea clavata, 19555 nucleotides long. Lineage: Eukaryota; Metazoa; Cnidaria; Anthozoa; Malacalcyonacea; Plexauridae. The record is from the annotation of a GenBank genome assembly.
CCCGCUUUGCAUGCCGGUAUACCCCACCCGAACACGCUUCGACAAUAAAAGUCCCCCCAGCAGCGUCUUCCGAAAAGCAAAAAAAUCUAAAAUCCUUUAGAAAAGCCUCGUGUUUUUCAGCAUUUUUCUUGACGAGAACCGUAAACGUGCACGUUCCGCGUACCUUGGAAGCAUUUCCCAAAACCCAUCUGCCUUUUGCGUGCAAAAGAGAGCCGUUGAAAGCGAUGGAAGCCGAAAUUACGAGGUCGAACGACGAGUACUCGCUCGCCGAACACGACGUUGCUCAACAAAUCGACAUCUCCGACACGAUUCCGAGCGAGCACGAAGGGGUAGCUGAGGUUUAUCAAAACACGACAGAAAGUAGCGAAGAAGGACAGCAAGCAGCGAUAGAAGUCGCCAACACAAGGUUCACUUUUCCUGCUUCUACAAGCACCGUUACCCUAUCGACGAGUGCCGAUGGCAGCCAGCCACCGGCUGUGUUACACGUCCAACAAAUUCCAAACAAUUUGGGGCCCAUACAAAGCGAAGCUCUUCGCGUUGCAGGUUUGGAAGCCGCUGCUAGUCUCUCUCAGAUAUCACAAGGUUGGUUUUAAGUUCUGUCUUAGGAGAUUCUGUAUGUAUAGAUGUGAGGUUUAUAUAGUACUAAAUAGUGAAGUCAUUGAUGUUGUUUACGUGUAGUAGUUUAGUGAAGUCGUUGAUGUUGUUUGCGUGCUAUUUUGUUUACAUUGUCGACCUUCAUCUGUCAUACAGGAAAAAUUUAGAUUCCUUGAAUGGUUUCUGAAGGUUUACCAUGUAUGCUAUCAAUGUGACCAUACGGCCGGCUAUUUAGGGGCCACAUUCAUAUUCAUGUUUCCACAAAUAACAUCGAAUCGACCUUAUUUUUUCUCCCACCCACCAACUCCAGAUAACAUCGAUCGUUACACUCAGUCGUAUUUUGACUUUUGUAUUUAUGAUACAAAAUCUGUACUGUGAUAGUUACUUUGGACAUUGAUUGCCAAAUUGCCACCAGAUUACGUUGAUAAGUUCACAUAAAAACCCACCCACGCAUAUCGUCGAUUUGACGUUAUUCCUGGCAACAUGAAUAUGGACGACGUGGCCCCUUAACCUAACCUUUUCAGAAUUAGAAAAGAUGGGGAAACAUUUCAAGAAAUAAAAUGCUAAGUCAGAGAAAACACAACCCGACCCGGACUGCAUUUUCACUUUCCGAAUGCAGGGCCAUUGCCAUAUAGGCUAAUGGCAAGCUUGGAAAAAUCUAACACAAACAAAAGUUUUUACGUUUAAUUAAUUAACUAUAGUCACUAUACAGACACUUUAAAAACUCUUAUCAUUAUUGGUCAUUAUAGAAUUCCCAUGUUAUAGAAUUUCCAAAUUGCUGAACUGACAUGAUAUUCAAUUUUUACCAUUAAUUAACUCAUUGAGUGGCAAUGUGCCAUGAUGCUGUAAUCCACCCUACUUUAUUAUUUUACUCUGUCUAAUGCCAGACAAAUUUCACCUAUUGAGCAGGAGAGUUCCCUUAGCCCAAUGGAACUGUUGAUUCUGUUUACCGUCCGAGAAUUUAAAAAAUCUGAUGCUGGUUUUUUUCAUUAUUCAUUUUUGUGGCUAGCCCGUUUGCGGGCUAGCCAUUAUCACAUAGUACACACUACACAAACGCGAUGAGCGAUGAUGAUCAUGGUGUCCAGUCCGGAUUUUCGUAAAGUAUCGGGAGCAAUCGGAAGCGCCCGUAUUUUUCUGCCGACAUUUCACAUUUGCAUUUCGAGGCAAUACUAGUGAUGUUGUUAGUUUGUUACGACGCAGUACUGGUGAGGUUGUUAAACCAGAAAAUUAAAAUAAAGUUUAUCUUCAUGGCUUCAACCUAUGGUGACGAAACCGAUCAGAAAUUGCGCGUACUCGCCGUGUAAAUAUGGGUUUUGAUUUGCACUUUUGACUGAUUUGCGGGCCAUUUGCCAUCUUGAAUUGUCUUCUUGUUGAGAUUUCAUAUCUCAAUUGCAUUCGAAAUGUUUGGUAUUUUAAAGAAGGGUAUUGUUUGGAGGAGGUACGUUUAUAAUGCAGCGAAUAAAACCAGCAUUGGAUAAUUAUGGUAAAAGACCAGAAACUGUACAUCGAACUCGUUUAUUUAAAGGCUUUAAGUAUACCUUUCUUCAGACAUUGACGGCGUCUCAAAUGUCUACAUAUUUGUAAUAAACCUAUAAAGGUUAUUGCGUCUGUCUUAGGAGUUAUAUAGUCGAAUAAUUCAGCAUGAUUUGUCUCACGUUCUCUUAUAAGUUGACUUAUAUUGCAUUAAAAGUGGCAAAAGUUGGUGUGCUAACCAAGAUUUCAGUGUAUUUGUUUGCUAAUAUUGCUAGGCCUAUAUCGCAAACGCUAUUUGCCUAUUAAAAUAUCAUAUGACACGCAAUUUUAAUUCCACGGCAAAACUGCUGCUGCGCAAAUAACAAACGCGAGAUUAAAUAUAUGGCAGUAUUACAGUUUAGGUAUCUUUUAAAUUGCUAAUAGAUCACACGGAAACUUUUUACAAUCGUUAUAUUCAAAAGCCUAGCGCGCAAAUUCACAUAUUUGUGUUUAUUCAAGUGUUAUUCAUGAAUUCGCUAUUUACAUGGGAAGCGACGAGAUAUGACACGGUAUUUUUCAAGUGUACCGUGAAACUCCACUGACAAUAUGAGCCUGCACAAGUGGGAGAAAAUUUGCGCAUUCCGACCAUCGUGGUGUGUCUUCUUAUUACUAUUAAAUUUAAAGUUAACCAGCAUGGCAGGCUUUCUGGGUUUGGAGGAGGGUUUGGGGAGUUAAAGUUUACCAGGCUAGCCACAUGUACGCAUUGCGUACCUAUUUUUCAUUAUUUUUGUUAUCUAUUUUCCGACCAAAAGUGAUCCUUGAUCUCGACCAUCAACACUUUUGUCCAGCAUUCUGUUAUUAUUUUUGGGCUUUCCUUUGUUGAAAAUUUCUUUGUCACCCAUUGUUUUUGAAUUUGCAUAUAUCAGACUCGCGAAUUUACGACUGUACCGAACUGAUCCGUCAUACAUCAGCGAUGUACGGCUUUUUAUAUUGAAGAUUUGAUGUAUAUUUGAAAGUUUCGAUGCGUAGAAGUAAAAAUAAUGACAAAUGAUAAAUAUCAUUAAGAAUAAUGAAAAAGUCUUGCGGUAGUUGCAGGCACAUGCGGGCGGUGGACGGUAAACAGAACCUACAGUUCCAUUGGCCUUAUGAAUAAAAUUGUCUGGCAUUUGACAGAGGGCCAGUUUAUAUCGACAAUUAUAAUAUAGCAUUUGUAAAUUCUGAACGCUGAUUGGCUAAGAGCCGUGUUGAUAUAACUCAAUGUCAACACGGCAAAUUUUCCGCCGCUUGUAAACACGGAAAUUUUUCUUAUCCUUCGGGCUUUUGACAUUGCUAUAUUAUAAAAAAAUAUAAAACAUUUUUUCCGUGUUGAUAUAUAGUUAUAUUGAUAUACAGUUAUAUGUUGAUAUAUAGUGAUAUAUAGUUAUAUCAACACUCGUGGAAGUUGGGAAAACUCAAAAUUGUAUGAAAACACUCCACCCUUCGUUGUUAGCUAGUCCAUAUACUGUCCGUUUGACGGACUCUUCCCAAUUGAAGUAGUUAGGGGGCUUUCCCAACUGGAAGAUUUUCAUUUUUUCUGAUGAGAAAGUGCAUUGCAUUUGAUUUUAUAUUAUUAUAUCAAAGAACGUUUUAUUUACUUUUUCCCAUUAACUAUUUUCUCAAAAUGUACCGCGUUCCAUUAAUAUUUUGUGUGUAUUCACUGAAAUGAAAAGUGCAAAACAAAGUGUAAUCGGUGUGCAUCCGUGUUCAUUCACCGGAAAUGAAAUAUACAAAAUGAAGUGCCAUCGGGUGCAUUUUUCAGUGUUCAUUCACCGGAAAUGAAAAUAAUGUACAAAACCAAUCUACCGCUGUUACUUGUUUGCAUGUAAGAAGAAACAUGUUGGAAAAAACACUAUUUAUUCCUACACAAGGACUUUGAUCGGUCAAAAAAACUUUCCCAAUUUACAUUUAACGGACAAAACUUUCUUUUUCUGGCAAACACCCUGAAGGUACAAAUCAUUGGGCAAGAAAAAUUGUAAGAUAAAUGCUAAAUGUAACCCUUUUGAAAUUUUGUAUUUUAUUUUAUCCAGGGAUAUUACAGGCCGAAGAGGGAUAUAAAACACCCGAACCAGGGCAGGUUACGGUCAAUGUUCCAGUUAGCCAAGCCGCCCAAGCCCGAGCAAAAUGGCAAGAGGCGAUGAACAGUGACAUCUUGAUCGUGCGAUGCCGUGAGGAGGUGGGCGAGAUGCAUAAAAAUAAACUCGGAUCAGGAGGAAGAGGGAAAUGUGUAAAGGUGGGUGGGGUUUUGGGAUAUGGGUGUUUUUUUGUGCAUAGGUACUCUGAGGUGUAACCAUGGAUUCUAAAAUAACUUGAUAGGAAACUUCCUGACGUCACAGUCUCCAUGGAUUCUAAAAUAACUUGAUAGGAAACUUCCUGACGUCACAGUCUAAACCUAGUUGCAAUCUGUGAUGUCACAUGUAUUGCCAAAGUUCUCGGCACUUUUGUUGUUUCACUAUAUUUUCCACUUUAAAAGAGUAAUAUUGAAGCAUAAACUGGUCUAAUUGUUUUAAAAAGAUGCCUAAGCCACGACAAAGUAUUCAAGGUAAAUGUUUUUGUCUUUGUUUUGUAUUUUAUAACAUUUGUAGCUACGAAAUUGGUGUGACGUUGCCAAUUUUAAGGAAAUUUGCGAUGCAUUUUUCACUGUUUAGUGCUUGAAAUAUUUGCUAAAAUUGACUGGGAAUACUUUAUAGAGAUUUCCUCAUACAAUGACGUAGUUAUAUUUAUUUAGUGGUAAUUUGUGAAUUUUUGGUAUGCUAGUUUCUCACGUUUUUAAUGUUUGAAAGUUAGAAAUUUUGUCAGAAAACGUUGAACUACCGUUGAUAUCAUAUGUAGACUAGAUAUGGCAUCUCUUUUAGUAAAAUUGAAGCCAAGAAUGUUCCAGCGGUUACCCCAAUUUGAAUAGAUGGCGGCCAUAAUGGUGGCAUCCCACUCUCUAAUAAACGCUUAAAAAACAACAAUAACUUUCAUCAUUUGAAUAGUUUAAAAAUGUAUUUGGAAUAGGUUUACCUUAAUAUUUAAGUUCCCUGUUUAAGAAAUAGAAAACAUACAAAUCUUCUCAUUUCAUGGGAAUAUCCUGAGUCUGCAAUCACGGCUUCAAUUUUUGAAUUGUAGAAUAAUAAGUUGCACCCCUUCCCAGUUAAUCCGCCCAUGGUUUUGUUCUAAAGUUGUUCAUUCUGUUCUUGCAGCACAAUGGCAACUGGUACACUCCAAGUGAAUUUGAAGCGUUGUGUGGUCGAGCCUCUUCAAAAGAUUGGAAACGCAGUAUACGUUACGGAGGCCGUACGUUGCAAUGUUUGAUUGAAGAGGGGAUCAUCAUGCCUCAUGCUCUCUCCUGUACGUGUUCAACGUGUUGUGACGACAACACUCUUGCUGGCCCUGUGCGGCUGUUUGUUCCUUACAAGAGGAAGAAACGAGAGUCGUCUGAUAGUCCGAUGAGCAAGAAAAGACUUUCUCUUGCCGGUUAGUAGAAUUUAUUUUAUAUAACACCUUAUUAACCCAUUAAGCGCCAGCACUCUCCCCUUGACAAGUAAAAUCAUCUGGCAUUGGACAGAGUAAAAUACUAAUAAAAGUAGGGUGCAAUGCGACUCAAUGGGUUAACUAGACACAUGGGCAGAUAGCCCAGUUAACCCAUUAAGCGCCAGCGCUCUCCCCUUGACAAGUAAAAUCGUCCGGCGUUAGACAGAGUAAAAUAGUCUGGCGUUAGACAGAGUAAAAUACUAAAGUGGGGUGCAUCAGGGUGCAAUGCGACUCAAUGGGUUAACUAGACACAUGGGUAGAUAGGCCAGUUAACCCAUUAAGUGCCAGCACUCUUCCCUUGAUGAGUAAAAUUGUCUGGCGUUAGACAGAGUAAAAUACUAAAGUAGGGUGCAUCAGGGCGCAAUGCGACUCAAUGGGUUAAUUAAUGAUGUUUGUGAUGUUACUCUGAGUGUAUAUCCACACCGGACAAGCUUGAAAAAUAUGCCUGGCCACGGUGGGAAUUGAAAAAUGUCAUCACUACCAUGGUGGAAUUACCCUUAAUUUUAUCCAUAUUAUUUUUAAUCCAUCAUAACUCAAAUUUUUAUUUGUUUUUUUGCAGGAUUACCAUCGCGAUCAAUGAGGUGAGUCAACACUUAAUACCAAACAGAACUGAAAUUUUUAAAUUUUUUUUUUCUGUGUCGGUAUUGUAUACUCAGGUGAAUAAUAUGUUUGUGAUGUUACUCUGAGUGUAUAACCACACCGGGGGAGCUUGAAAAAUAUGCCUGGCCACGGUGGGAUUCGAACCUACGACCUCUGGAAUACUAGCCCAGUGCUCUUCCAACUGAGCUACGCGGUCAGGACGUUUUGAGUAAAAUAUCUAUAUAAAAAAAAAUUCCUAGAACACAUUGGUAUUGAAGGAACUAGAUUCUGUUCCGAAAUAUCACUUACUCGAACCGUCCUGACCGCGUAGCUCAGUUGGAAGAGCAUUGGGCUAGUAUUCCAGAGGUCGUAGGUUCGAAUCCCACCGUGGCCGGGCAUAUUUUUCAAGCUCGCCCGGUGUGGAUAUGCACUCAGAGUAACAUCGCAAACAUAGAACUGAAAUUGGCUGUCCACAAAAUACUGAUACCUACACAGAUGAUAAGAAAUGUUAACCCAUUAACAGGGCGCGAAAUAACGGCCGGUCAACAGACAAUGCCCAGCCAGAAUGCGGAGUUGUCCAGUCAAAUUCUUACCUUGCCGAUCAUUUUGACCGCUCACUUUCGGUAAAAGAACAAACUAAUCUUCAUUUCAAUUAAUAAUCAAAACAAAGUUUUCAAGUAUUAUAAUUAAGAACCAUAAGAUGUUGUCGAAUAUUUUGCGGGAAAAGAACUCCAAUGUGCGGUAGCUAUUCCACGUCACACAAAGCGCAUGGCCAUGCUUUUGGUUUACAAGUUAAAAGUCAUGCUUUUAGUGCAAUGUAAGCUGUUUUAUGUGAAGGAGUUUUUAAUUACUGAAUACAGUAUAAGGCUAAAAAGAUGGGAAAAUAGUCACAUUUUUAGGGGUAUACUUACUAGGCUUUGCUUUAAAGGACAUUGGCAAUAAAAAAAUGGUUUGUCUCAUUCAAAAGAACUCUUAAAAUUAUAUAUUAAACUUUAUUACCGAUUUGUCAUAUCUUGCUUAGUUCUCGAAAUAUUUAGACCGAAAUUAAUGAGCUGUCCCGCCAUCUUGGAAAAAUUCUUUACCUCAUUAACUAUGGUUUUGAUGACGUCAGGAGUUGGGUUAACCAUAUAAAACUACUCGAAAAUGACCGAGUAACAAUCCAAAAUUGUUUGAAAUGUUUUUAAUCAUUUCUAAAUUUCAGACAGCAACCAGAAACGAAGUUUUGGACUCAUAUUGAUCGCUUACUCUCAAGAUAAAAACUUAGCGUGACCCCUCUCUUGACGUAACAUGCAUAUCCUCAAUAAUCCAAGAUGGCGAACAGCUCACUUUUUUCAGUCGAAAUAUUUUGAAAACUAAGCAAGAUCUAAACAAUCUGUAAUAGAGUUUAAUAUAUAGUUUUAAGAGUUCUUUCAAAUGAACUAAACUAAUUUUUUAUUGCCAAUCUCCUUUAAGCUGAAUAAUUUGACCGGCCAGAAAUCCGGUAUGUCCAAGCUAAAAUUGAGUUGGCCGGUCACCUUGACCGGUAACCCUGCAGCUGUUAUUUCGCACCCUGAUUAAGUUGUAUUGCUUCCCAAUGUGUCGCACAGUACUUUAUUACUGUACAUAGCGCCAAUCAAAUGAACAAGCUUUCGUUGCUGAAAAAUGUAUUAAGACCAGUCACUGCAGUGUUGUAAAAAUUACUGAAAAAAAGUAACGAGUAGAAAUUAGGAAUGCUCGAUAUGAGAAAUUUCCGGUAUUGGUAUACCGAAAAAAUUAUACCGAUAUGAUCGGUAUACCGGUUUUCCUUUGAUAAUUAUAAAGGAAAAUUCUUUAAUGGAAAUUUGAAGGUAAUUUUGAGUAAUUCUAAAAGGGAAAACGAUAAUUUUGAAGCUGUUUUGAAAUCUAAAUCAUUUCAGUAGAAAGUUCUUUGAAUUGCCAUUCAGUAGUAAAAUAAAGGUUAUGGUUUUGCCAUAUAGUUGGUAAAUGUAACACAGUAUACCGAAAAAUUCCGGUAUAUCCGAAAUUUCGGUAUACUGUAUCGGUAUGGUUGAAUAUCCGGUAUCGAUAUACCGAUAUUGAUUUAAUACCGAUAUUUUCGGUAUAUCGGUAUACCGAACAAUCCUAGUAGAAAUUACAAUUACUUCUCCUAAAAAGUAAUUGAUUAGAUUUACAAAUUACUUUACCAGAAAAAGUAGGUAAUUACCAAGUACUAAUUACAUUUCAAAAGGUAAUUAAUUACUAAUUACUUUCAAAAUUACUUUCGUUUUACUUUUUGUAUUUAAAUCAUGCUUGCCGCUUUCGACUAUUCACAACACUAAAUUGAGUAAAAUUAUUUCGCGCAAAAUUGCUGGGAAAUUAAAAAAGACAUCAAUACAUGAAGUAAUGGUGAAGGCUCACGUCGCAUUUUGCACAUAUUGCAGGCUUAUUUGAAAAAUAUUCCAAUUUUGUAAACAUCGUAUUCGUAGUAGUUCACGAGUUCUUAAACCAGGUAGCAUACAAAAACGUUUUACUACCUUUUAGAUUAUGUACAAUUAAUGUUGAAAAGCAACUAAGAAAAUUUUACUCGUUGCCUUCAAAAUGCAAUUAAUUACAUGCUUGUGAAGCAUCUUAUUCACCUGAGUACACUACAUUACAGCAAUUUUCGUCCAAGCACAAACCGCAAACAUUUUCGCGCGUUUGUUUACGUUUGAAACGGGGCGUUUACCGUUGGAAACGGAAUGUUUCACUGCUCAUGUGACGUGUUAUAGUGAAAAGCCUAAUUCAGUUAUUUUUCAUGUUUUCAUGUGCUUUCGUGUACUUUUCAGUAUUUCCAAGCUCACGAUAUUGUAAGAGCGACCAAACUUGUUUAUAUUCAUACUUUUUGUGACUAAAACGUAUUAUCAUGGGCUUGGAAAUAUUGAAACGUGCACGGAAGCACAUCAAAACAUGACAGUUGCGCCAAAAAUAGCUUAAGGCUUUUCAAUGUGAUUUCAGUUUCCAACGGUAAACGCCCCGUUUCAAACGUAAACAAACGCGCGAAAAUGUUUGCGGUUUGUGCUUGGACGAAAAUUGCUGUAACACAACAAAUACCAUAAUUAUUAGAUUACAUUGGUAUCGAAGGAACUAGACUCAGUUUCGAAAUAUCGCAUCUCGAACCGACCUGACCGCGUAGCUCAGUUGGCAGAGCAUUGGACUAGUAUUCCAAAGUUCGUAGGUUCGAUUCCAACCGUGGGCAGGCAUAUUUUUCAAGCCUGCCUGGUGUUGAUAUACACGCAGAGUAACAUCACAAGCAUCUUAUUCACCUGAGUACACUACACCAACACAGCAAUUAAUUACGUUACAAAUUACUUCAGUAAAGAAAGUAAAUUACUAUCAAAAUUACUCAAAAAGUAUUUUGUAAUUAGUAACGCGUUACUAUUGGAACGAGUAUUUACAACACUGCCAGUCAGAUCCGAAUUCUUUUCUCUGUAUCUAUGGAAAGAUCUGGUCUAUGUUUCUCAAAUAUCUAUAGCGAAAAUGGACCCCAUUCUAAUGUUAUCUAAAUUAUCCGGUCAGAUAGGUUCGAAGUUCAAUUGUUUUGACUUCCAUUCAACAAUUUGGCCGGUUUGGUCGUGUUAAUGGAAAGGGCCCCUUAUCUUGUAUGCUAUAGGCCACAUUGUUAUACCAUAGCAAGUUUGCAACACCCAAUUUGCUUCUUAUAGAUAGAUAGAUAGAUAGAUAGAAUCUUUCUUUCGAACGAUUAUGCUUGAAGCAUAAAGAUUACGCAGCCGUUUCUACCUCAAGGGCUUGAAUUUUAUCGCGGAGAACAAAAUGCCGUGUAUCAUUGCGGCAACGACGGCAAUUUUUUGCCGUGUGGUGUAAUUUUUGUACUAUUCACUGUGCAUUACUAUUUUGAUGCUGGAAUUCAGAUGUUGAUCAAAUCAUGCGUAAAUUACUAUUUUAGUCGCAGUUUUUCUUCGAAAGAAAAAAACACUUAAAAAGAAAUACGUAUUCUAGCUUGUCAACAAUCCAAAGUAACAGUAACGCCGUUGUCGUCGAUUGGUUUCAGGGAAAUUCGACGCCUAGCCAGGGGGAUAUUGAAUCUAGAAGUUAAGAAUGUUUACCAAUCAAUCCCAUUCCUUUUUAAAGGGGCAGUAUCAUCAAAAUUUUUAUUUUCUGAAACGAAAGUGCUCGUAAAACUCUAUAAUAACUUGUUUUGAAGAUUUUGGUUCCCAUGCUUAGCUCUUGAGAUAUUUCAUUUUGUUUGUAAUCAUGUGACGUCAUCUACUCAAUUACAUCAUAUAAUGAGAUAUCAGCAAUUGUUGUGCAUCUUUGCUAUUUUUAUCAAAAUAUUUCGAAAGAUGCGGCGCGUUUGUUAAUUUAACCUGCAUCAUUAAGCAUACCGUGUUUUUUUUUUAACAAAUCCAUCAAAAAUAGCAAAGAUACACAACAAUUACUGAUAUACAGAUGCACAGUAGUGUGGAAUAUGUUGCCGGAGUACAUUAAAAAUAGCGAUAGUAAAUACAUAUUUAAGUGCAAUCUAAAAUUAUAUCUUCUUUCUUCUGAAGAUUAUUAGUUGUACUCACAAAAAAUGUAAAUAAAAAUAAUUUAUAACUUUAUAAAGUUAAUUUGUAUUAGUGUACCUCAUAUAUCUUGAACCUGACAUUAUCUGACACUAUUCUCCUUUGUUAUAUUAGUUUGUUUUUAAAUUUUUUAGGGUGGACUACUAGAAAAGCCCUGACGGGCUUGUUAGUCUUCCUUCCAUAUGGAUUGUAUCUUUAUAUUUUAUCAAAACUGUAACUGUAUAAUGGCAAAAUAAAUAUCUAUCUAUAUCUCAUUAUAUAUGUAAUUGAGUAGAUGACGUCACAUGGUUACAAACAAAAGGAAUAUCUCAAGAACUAAGUAUGGGAACAAAAAUCUUCAAAACAAGUUAUUAUACAGUUUCACGAGCGCUUUCGUAUAACCUGCCUCAAAAUAUACGAAUGCUUCGUUCGUUACCACUAUUUAAGAAUUCCUUAAAUUAUUAUUAUAAUUUGUAAAAUGACUCCCACGCGGCAAUCUUGGAAAUCAGUUGUAAUUAUUUUUUAAUAUUUAAUUAAUGUACUGAAGAUUUUACCGUGUUAAAAUAAGGUUUUAUUGUAUUGUAUUGUAUCGUUUAAGCUUUGGUUUAAGAGAAUAUAAAUUUUGAUGAUACUGCCCCUUUAAUGAUAAAGGCCAAGGUGUCUGUGGUCAAUGCACCCUACGGCAAUUUUGAACCUAAUCAGGGGCGAAACUUGAGGGGGGAGUAUGGGGGGGGGGGUGAAAUCAUCUGGAUUGGCAGGGCAAUCAAAGAUUGUAAAUGAUAGAAUGUAGAGUUAAGUAACUUAGAGGGUUUUCUGAGGGAAUUUAUAGAAUUCAUAGACCUAAAUUUUACAGAUAUUGGUCCAAAAUAACGUCUCCUUAGCGGUGAAUGAGGUGAGGUUAUACCUCUGACUCCAGACGAAGAGUCUUCGCUAAACACGUUGAAAUUCUCCAUCUGCAACCGUUGCAAGCGAUGGUAGUUACAUCCUUAGCAACAAAAGCUUGUCCUUUAUUAUUUUACUCUGUCUAACACGGUUUUAUACUCUUCAAGGGGAGAGUGCUGACAUUUAAUAAGUUAUAAUAUUCUUUCUUUGUUUUAGUGUUGAUUCAGCGUGUUCAACUCCAGGCCCUCUUACAGGAGACGAUACUGUUACAGUUGAUGGAGGUAAGAUAUUUCCAGUAUCAAAAGAUACAGUGGACCUAUUCUAGACAAGUUUAGACAAACAUUUCAUCACAGCUUGAAAGAGCAUCACAAAAUUAGUAAUAUUCCGAAGUUUCGUUGCGAAAUGUUGUAAAAUGCGGAUAAUAUAGCCCUGCGAAGUUUGCCGUUUUUCAGUCAUUUUGUAUUACAAACGGGAAAUUGACAGAUCCAAAGGGUAUUUGGCUGUCAAUUUCCCCCGCAUAAUGCAAAAUGACUGAAAAACGGCAAACUUCGCAAGGCUAUAUUAUCCGCAUUUUACAACAUUUCGCAACGAAACUUCGGAAUAUUACUAAUUUUGUGAUGUUCUUUCAAGCUGUGAUGAAAUUUUUGUCUAGACUUGUCUAGAUCAAAACUUUGUUCAUUAGGGAAUAGGUCCAUUUGGAAAAAUUAUUUGAAUCUUGGCAAUGAAUUUUCGAACCCCACGGUGAAAACACCGCACUUGAUUUACAUUUCUAAUUCACUUUUUAUACAUUACUCUGAAUUUCUAUUUAACAUACAAGCCUCUCUCUAUUCCUGGACUAGGGUACAUUUUGAUUUACUUUGGGCAAAGGUACAGUUAGGUCGGCCACCAAUACACUCGGUCGGACAAACAAUAAACCUUCACUUUGGUCGGAUAGAAUGUCUAAUGGCUUCUUCUCUACGUCGGACAAUCUGCCCCACAGACCGUUUUUUUAAGGACUGCAUGUAUUCAACAGAACCCCCCCCCCCCCGCCUCUAUUUACGAGUCUGAUUGAGUUUCAAAAUAUUUUCUCAAUAUUUUCUUAAGCGGAUUUAAGUACUUUGUCAGCGAUAACAGCAGGCUCUGUCUCUGUUGUUCCAGUUGGAUUUCAAACAGCGACAACACAAAGCAUGUCAGCUUCGGAUCUACAAAAACAAUGGUGGCAUCUUGAGGAGGUAUGUGCUCAACAUACUGCCGAUUUCGAUUUACCGUUUCAGGGCUUCCGUUUCCGGUGAUUGUUUUAACGUUAAAACGAACAAGUUGCUAAGGGCCAAUGUCAAUGUUACUAAGUGAAGUCUAGUGGUCUUUGUCCGUUGUUUUCUUAUCCGUUGUUUAUCAUUUGUGAAUGUAACUGUUAUAUUCGUAUUUAUCUCGUCAUUGGCAACAUUUUGAUAUAUAAUUUACGAAAGUUUGUGGAUCAUUUCAUGUUUUUAUUGAUAUUUUGGAAAUUGUAGCGUAUAAAUGGCCAGUAAAUAAUUUUGAAGCCUUUUAUACGCUACAAUUUCCCAAAUAUCAAUAAAAACAUGAAAUGAUCCACAAAGCUUUGUAAAUUAUAUAUCAAAAUGUUGCCAAAGACGAGAUAAACACGAAUAUAACAGUUACAUUUACAUUUACAAAUGAUAAACAACGGACAAGAAAACAGCGGACAAAGACCACUAGACUUCACUUAGUAACAUUGACAUUGACCGUUAGAAACGUGUAUGUUUCAACGGGAAAACAAUUACCGGAAAUUAAAGCGCUGAAACGGUAAGUCGAAAUCCGCAGUAUAUUCACUCCCAGGGUAUUCAAUACAAGCCGGUAGCCAGUAGAGCUUCGUCGGAUGACGUAAGGUUUACUGGCGGGGUUUUUUUCAGGAUUUUUUUAGGACCGUAAAACGGCCUCAAAAACUCAAUCUUGAAUUGAGUUUUGAAACUCAAUCUUUUCACCAAAAGACUAAGUGCAUUAAAAAUAAAGUUGUUUGAGUUAAAUUCGUGACGUGUGCAAAUUAGUUUUCAGUUGGAAACCCCACGAUCAAGAAAAAUGCGUCUUAUUAUUAUUAAUUAACAAGUGGAAAUUUGCAAGUGGAAAUUUAUAUACAUUUAUUAGAUUGCAAGGCAACAGGUUCGAUUCCUGUCAGGGACAUAUAGUUUUAUUUUUUACAACUGCUCCUGGUUAUAGGUUUAAUAAAUGUAUUAAAUUUACACUCGCAAAUUCAAUCUACAGGAGGAAACCUAAACUAAACUAACUUUAUUUAUACUGGAGAGCUCUAUCAGUUCUAAACUGUUCUUCCUAGAGGUCCAGUAAGGAUAAUCUCUUAUUGAUCCAGUGUUACUACAGGAGGAAACCUAAACUAAACUAACUUUAUUUAUACUGGAUAGCUCUAUCAGUUCUAAACUGUUCUUCCUAGAGGUCCAGUAAGAAUCAUCUCUUAUUGAUCCAGUGUUACUACAGGAGGAAACCUAAACUAACUUUAUUUAUACUGAAUAGCUCUAUCAGUUCUAAACUGUUCUUCCUAGAGGUCCAGUAAGAAUCAUCUCUUAUUGAUCCAGUGUUACUACAGGAGGAAACCUAAACUAACUUUAUUUAUACUGGAUAGCUCUAUCAGUUCUAAACUGUUCUUCCUAGAGGUCCAGUAAGGAUCAUCUCUUAUUGAUCCAGUGUUACUACAGGAGGAAACCUAAACUAAACUAACUUUAUUUAUACUGGAUAGCUCUAUCAGUUCUGAACUGUUCUUCCUAGAGGUCCAGUAAGCGUCAUCUCUUACUGAUGCAGUGUUACUACAGGAGGAAACCUAAACUAAACUAACUUUAUUUAUACUGGAUAACUCUAUCAGUUCUAAACUGUUCUUCCUAGAGGUCCAGUAAGGAUCAUCUCUUAAUGAUCCAGUGUUACUACAGGAGGAAACCUAAACUAAUUUUAUUUAUACUGGAUAGCUCUAUCAGUUCUAAACUGUUCUUCCUAGAGGUCCAGUAAGAAUCAUCUCUUAUUGAUCCAGUGUUACCACAGAAGGAAACCUAAACUAAACUAACUUUAUUUAUAUACUGGAUAGCUCUAUCAGUUCUAAACUGUUCUACCUAGAGGUCCAGUAAGGAUCAUCUCUUAUUGAUCCAGUGUUACUACAGGAGGAAACCUAAACUAAACUAACUUUAUUUAUACUGGAUAGCUCUAUCAGUUCUAAGCUGUUCUCCCUGGAGGUCCAGUAAGGAUCAUCUCUUAUUGAUCCAGUGUUACUACAGGAGGAAACCUAAACUAAACUAACUUUAUUUAUACUGGAUAGUUCUAUCAGUUCUAAACUGUUCUUCCUAGAGGUCCAGUAAGGAUAUCUCUUAUUGAUCCAGUGUUACUACAGGAGGAAACCUAAACUAAACUAACUUUAUUUAUACUGAAUAGCUUUAUCAGUUCUAAACUGUUCUUCCUAAAGGUUCAGUAAGAGUCAUCUCUUAUUGAUCCAGGAAACUUUAACUUUAUUUAUACUGAAUAACUCUAUCAGUUACUGUUCUGUAAAGUCAAAGCCUGUAUGUUUUAUUUUUUGUAGACAGUAAACAACAUCAUUACGACAGCGCAACAAUUGAGAAACAUGCUGUCUCAUGUAAAAAUGCAAGUGGAGAGUGUCCGAGAUAAUUCUGUGGCGCAAGCCAAGCUACACGCUGAGGCUGAAAAGAAAGAGGUAUAUGCCCCGUUGUUUUUUGUGUGAAAUACCACACCAUUUUUUGAAAAUGCGAAAAUGUCGUACUCGUCGGUAACAUGUUUUAGGCAUUACAGAAUCUUUUAUUUUUUGCAUCAUGAAAGUUUUUAGCGGUGCAAUACAGCACGCAAAAUUUGAACAUAGGUCACCAGACAAAAUAGAGAGAGGUAUAGCGCAUUGUUUUUCUAAAAUGGAAAAUUCUAAUGACGUCAACAAUUGACAUAAAACGCUAUAGAACACGCGCAUGCAAUGUCGUGAGAUGGCGCGAGCAACUGCUCACGUCAGGUCAUAUUGGAAGUUCUUUCAUUUUGUUAAUCAGUUUCCGCAACCUGCGCGUAAAAAAUGGUCACCCGGUUUUGUUCGCGAUUCUUGAGCAGGGUUUUUGUGAUAAUUAUAUCGAGCCACCUUAAGAAAAUAUUUAGAAAAAAUUUAACCCUUUACGCUACAAUAGGCCCUGAUGCACCUGACUUGAUUAUGCCUAACGCCAGACGAUUUUGCUUGUCAAUAGGAGAGUGCUGGCCCUCAAUGGCCAGACCAUCUGCCUAUGUGUCUAGUUAAUACAUUAAGCUGUAUUAUAUCCAAAUGCCCCCUACUUUAUUAUUAAACUCUGUCUAAUGCCAGGCAGUUUUACUCAUCAAGGGGAGAGUGCUGACGCUCAUUGUGUUAAUUAGACUAGUUAGCCAUUAAGUCAUAGAUAUCUUAUACACACUAGAUAGCGCAUCUCUUUUAGUAAAAUUGAAGCCAAGAAUAGCGGUUACCCCUGUUAGAAUAGAUGGCGGCCAUGUUGGUCGUUUCCACUUGCUAAUAAACGUUUAAAAACAACAAUAACUUUCAUCAUUUGAAUAGUUUGAAAAUGUAUUUGGAAUAGGGUUAACUUAAUGUUUAAGUUCCCUGUUUGAGAAAUAGAAAACAUACGAAUCUUCUCGUUCCGUGGGAACGACCUGAGACUGCAAUCACGGCUUCAAUUUUUGAAUUGCAGAAUAAUUAGAUGCACUAUCUAGUGUAUAUAAGAUAUCUAUGACUGUAAGUCAAGAAUAUAUCCACUAGUCAAUAAAUCUCGCAAAAUAUAACGAUAUUUAUACAAAAUUACAAUGCAUGGAAAAUAGCACUUCUAGGCGAAUAAAAGUAUAUAAGAUAUCUAUGCAUUAAGUUGGAUGGAUCUAAAUAUGCUAAAUUAAAUUUUCAUUUUGUUCUAUACCUAGGUGUUGGCACAGACUCGCAUGAACUCACUGAUGCAGCUAUCACGGGCUUUGAUGGAAGCAAAACAAGAAAAAGAAACUGCCGUGGCCCAAGCUUUAAUUGAAGCCAAAACAGAACGUCUUGAGAAUGCCGCCGAUGCCAAGCAACAAGAAUUACUUAAGGUGAGUGAAGGUCUGGCUCCUUUAUCGUCAAGUUUGCGGCCUUUAGUUAGUUUUGAGCACAAAAAUUGGGGGGAUAAUGUUUCCAUCGUUCGAUUUUUUGGUAUUCUUUUCUUCGCCAUUGCUCAUGUAUCGCAUCGUUCACAGUCAACUUCUGUUCUUGUAAAUCAAUCUUGCGCAAACCACCAUCUGAGCAAACCAUCUUAACCUGCAUUCACCGAAUAAUAAAUUGAUAAAUGGCGCUUUUAAAAUAGAAAGUUUUUAUUGGGUUGGUAACAUAAGCAAGAUGGCGAAAGAAACUUACACUACACCUGUAUUCUAAAAGCACACUCACACUCAAUGAGUGGAGGUUCAAUCUGAGCUUCUCUCGAGUGUCAUUGCUGUUUUUGAAUAGCGGGUUAGUGUCGUACCUUACUAUGUGACUACUCGCCCUCCAGCUAUUCAAAAACAGCACUGACUCUCGAGGGAAGUUCAGAUUGAACUUCCACUCUUUGAGUGUGAGAGUAUGAGUGAGCUUUUAGAAUACAGACGUAUGAGUGCUUGUAAAACUAGAAUUGAAAUAAAUGUAAUAUAUAUCAGCGAAAAGCAGCCGAGCAUUAAGAAAAUUGGUCGUCAUCAGUUGAUCUGGUGAUAAUUUUGCAAUAAGAUUGAAAAUAACAAUUAUAAAAUUUGAUGUUUGUGAUGUUACUCUGAGUGUAUAUCCACACCGGGCGAGCUCGAAAAAUAUGCCCGGCCACGGUGGGAAUCGAAUCUACGAAAUAUCACUUACUCGAACCGUCCUGACCGCGUAGCUCAGUUGGCAGAGCAUUGGGCUAGUAUUCCAAAGGUCGUAGGUUCGAUUCCCACCGUGGCCGGGCAUAUUUUUCGAGCUCGCCCGAUGUGGAUAUACACUCAGAGUAACAUCACAAACAUCAUAUUCACACCUGAGUACACAACACCAGCACAGAAAAAAAAAAGCAAUUAAAAUUGUUAACGAGAGAUUUUAUUAAAAUGUAACAAGCUAGCUGAGUGGAAAGUUUUUUUAAAGCAAUUUUAAUUCCGUUAGGAAAUUCACGUAAUCCAAGUGGAACAGAACAAUGGUAUUGAUGAGGAGACGGAGGAGAUUGUCGAAGCCGUACAACAACAGUGACGUCACGUUUUAACGCAUUUCUUACUUGUUGCCUAGCAACGUCAUUAAAACCAACAAUGAAAGUCAGCGGUAGAGCGACAUUUUGAAAAAUCAAUAGUAUCAGGAUAUUUUCACUCGUGAUAUACAAUUUUAAACGGGACCUCCGUGCUUGUUUUAUCAUACAGGUAUAAAACACGAGUGUCUUAUAUCUGAUAAACCACGGAGUGUUUUUUAUGUGGUCAUUGAAUGUUGAUUCAUUUCACAGUUGGAAUUUUGCAUAGGUCAAUGGACCAUUUGCAUUAUAGACUAAAUUUUGAUCUCAACAAGCCUAGACAAAAAUUUCGUCACAGCUUGAAAGAGCAUUACAAAAUUGGUAAUAUUCCAAAGUUUCGUUGCGAAAUGUUUUACAAUGCGGAUAAUGUAGCCUUGCGAAGUUUGCCGUUUUUCAGUCAUUUUGUAUUACAAACGGGAAAUUGACAGCCCCAAAGGGUAUUGGGCUGUCAAUUUCCCCCGCGUUAUGCAAAAUGACUGAAAAACGGCAAACUUCGCAAGGCUAUAUUAUCCGCAUUUUACAACAUUUCGCAACGAAACUUUGGAAUAUUACUAAUUUUGUGAUGCUCGUUCAAGCUGUGAUGAAAUUUUUGUCUAGACUUGUCUAGAUCAAAAUUUCACUUUUAAGGGGAAAGGUCUAUUAGACCAGUUAACCCAUUAAGUCAUAGAUAUCUUAUAUACACUAGAUAGCGCAUCUCUUUUAGUAAAAUUGAAGAAAGAAAAUCUGGAAUAUUACUAAUUUUGUGAUGCUCUUUCAAGCGGUGAUGAAAUUUUUGUCCAGACUUGUCUAGAUCAAAAUUUCACUUAAAAGGGGAAAGGUCUAUUAGACCAGUUAACCCAUUAAGUCAUAGAUAUCUUAUAUACACUAGAUAGCGCAUCUCUUUUAGUAAAAUUGAAGAAAGAAAGUCUGGAAUAUUACUAAUUUUGUGAUGCUCUUUCAAGCUGUGAUGAAAUUUUUGUCUAGACUUGUUGAGAUCAUAAUUUAGUCUAUAACGCAAAUGGUCCAUUCUAAGUUUCGGAGGAUUUAUGGGAAAUGUUUAAGGAAACUGACUUGGUGUUAAUCACCGAGUUAGUUCCUUCAAACAUUUCUUACAAAUUUUUUAAAACUUACAAUUGACCUAUGGAAAAUUCCAACUGUGAUCGCAAAAUCUUCGAUAGAGUAAACUGGGCUUUAAUGAUGUCUUUCUGAAUUGACCAUUUGCGUAAUAGACUAAAUUUUGAACUAUUUUGAUCUCAACAAAAAUUUCAUCACAGCUUGAAGGAGCAUCACAAAAUUAGUAAUAUUCCAAAGUUUCGUUGCAAAAUGUUGUAAAAUGCGGAAAAUAUAGCCUUGCGAAAUUUGAAAUUUUCAAUCAUUUCAGAUUACAAACGGGAAAUUGACAGCCCCAAACCCUUCGAGGCUGUCAAUUUCCGGUUUGUAAUCAAAAAUGACUGAAAAUUGCAAAUUUCGCAAGGCUAUAUUUUCCGCAUUUUACAACAUUUUGCCACGAAACUUUGGAAUAUUACUAAUUUUGUGAUGCUCUUUAAAGCUGUAAUGAAAUUUUGUCUAUUACGCAAAUGAUCAAAAUUUAGUCUAUUACGCAAAUGGUCAAUUGUUAGGGUGGUCCCUCAUUCGUCGUUAGUGACUUGUGAGUGAGUCUAGUCUAGCAUAUGUUGAAAAGUCACUUUGUUGGCUAUUGUAGUAUCAUUGCAUCUUUGAAGGCAUUGGUAUUUUGUAAAUAGAUUUGAACUUAAUUAUUUGUAUUGUGGUAGAUUAAUUCCAUAAAUUGAGCAGAAAUUU